GCCAUAGGGCGCUGACCGUCUACUGCACGUAUGGCUUCCAAAUGCCCACUACUUAUCGCCGCAGAGGACACCAUAAGAGACAUAAACACCACAAAAAUGGCAAUAAGACUAAGAAAGAUGACGAUGAAGACCAGAAUGCUACUGAUGAGAACUCACGACACAUUAAUCCGGGUAUAUUACACUAUAAAGUGUCAGGCUCAGCCGAAAGAGUUCAGUUCAUACUGGGAGAGGAUGACAUGGAUGGCGCUCACGAAUCCCAUCCACUGUUCAGCGAAUUAGAAGAACUCUGUAUUAAUGGGGAAGACGUGGAAUGGCGAGAAACAGCCAGAUGGAUAAAAUUCGAAGAGGAUGUGGAGGAAGGGGGUGAUCGGUGGUCGAAGCCACACGUGGCCACCAUUUCACUUCAUUCCCUGUUUGAACUCCGGAGUUGUAUCCUUAACGGCACCGUUAUGUUAGAUUUAGAGGGAAGCAGUUUAGACCAAAUCGCAGAUUUAGUUCUGGAAAAUAUGGUAAAUUGCGGACAACUGUCGAUUGAUAUAAAAAAUAAAGUAAAGGAAGCAUUACUUAGAAGACAUCGACACCAACACGAAAAAAGACACGACAAGAAUGAAAGCAAAAACAGACUUCCAUUGAUUAGAUCUCUUGCAGAUAUCGGUCGCAAUUCCAGUAAAAAUCUGUUGGACAAAGAGUGUGGCGAUAAUUCCUCGCCACCAUCUGAGUGGAACCCUUUCAGAAAGUUUUCAUUUCAGAGUACUUUAGGAAUAAAUUUGGAUAAAUCAGCGGGCAAUAAUCACGAGGGAAUGCCAAACAGUCCAAGCGUUACAUCCCUACACCUUCACGCCAACAAUCAGUCGCAAACCGCCAACUCUGCCUCUACGGGACAGUUAAAUAAUGAUCUGAACGCCAGUUCCAGUUCUGAUCUGCAGCACAAACUCAAUCAGGCAUUUAUGCGCAAAAUACCCCCCGGGUCUGAAGCCGACAAUAUUCUUGUGGGAGAAAUCGAUUUCCUCGAGCACUCCAUAUCGGGAUUCGUUCGCCUCAAUCAAGCCUGUCAUUUAGGAGACCUCACUGAAGUACCGGUGCCCACCAGGUUUCUAUUCAUACUACUUGGACCGCACAGCAUUCCGGGCCGGUAUCACGAAGUUGGCCGAGCUAUGGCUACUUUAAUGUCAGACGAGGUUUUCCAUGACGUCGCCUAUAAAGCAAAGAGUAGGGAAGACUUGUUGGCCGGAGUCGACGAGUUCUUAGACGCUGUGACAAUUCUGCCUCCCGGUGCUUGGGAUCCCAGCAUUAGGAUAGAGCCGCCAAAUCAGAUGCCGUCACAGGAGGCGCGCAAAAAGCACGACAAGACGGAGGAAGUGAAGGAGGAGUCCGAAGACGAGGAAGAGAGGGAACGAGUGAAUAACGGCCUGACGAGGUCGGGGAGAUUAUUUGGCGGUCUUAUAAACGACGUGAAACGCAAACUUCCCUGGUAUUUGUCUGACUUCAGGGAUGCCUUAGUCCUACAAUCAAUCGCAUCAAUAUUUUUCUUAUACUUCGCGUGUUUGACACCAAUUAUAACAUUUGGAGGUCUGUUGGGAGAGGCGACUGGAAAUAAUAUUGCAACGAUGGAAAGUUUGAUGAGUGGUUUGGUUUGUGGAUUACUUUACGGAUUUUUUAGUGGACAACCGCUCACUGUAUUGGGAAGCACUGGUCCGGUGCUUAUAUUCGAGACAAUUCUUUAUGAUUUUUGCAAUGUGAUUAUCAUUGCCAUCAAUAUAACCGCAAUCGUUGUUACAUUUUCACUUAGAAAUCAAGAUUUUAAUUAUCUAAAUAUCCGUUUAUGGAUCGGCCUAUGGGUAUCCCUGAUCCUGAUGAUUAUGGUGGCCAUAGACGCCAGUUAUCUCGUCUCUUAUAUAACCCGUUUUACGGAAGAAAAUUUCGCAACUCUUAUAAGCGUUAUAUUCAUCUAUAAAGCCAUAGACAACCUCUACGAAAUCAGCAAAGUGUACCCAAUAGAUAAGCACCCGGACAUGAUUCACAACUACACCUGCUUUUGUUCAUUUGAGGACCACUACGAAGACUACAUCAUCCAAACCGAUAGACGCGUCGACGACGGACUCAAGAACUGCACAAUUUCUGGCGGAAAACUCGAGGGAUACGGCUGUGAGACCCCGAACUAUGUUUCCGAUGUCUUCCUGUUGUCUGUCAUCCUCUUCGCGUCCACGUAUGUCAUCUCACUUUUGCUUAAAGAGUUCAAGACCUCCACAUUCUUCCCGACAAAACUUCGCCAAAUUGUUAGCGACUUUGCGGUCCCCAUAGCCAUCGCUUCAAUGACUUUAGUGGACAUGUUUUUUGCCAUAAGUACCCCCAAACUCUACGUCCCAUCCGAAUUCAAACCCACUCGCAAUGACAGGGGUUGGGUGAUUCCCCUCACCCACGAGAAGAAUCCCUGGUAUAUCCUGGCUCUGACCUGGUUGCCAGCACUGUUGGCAACGAUUCUCAUUUUCAUGGAUCAACAAAUCACUGCAGUUAUAAUCAACCGAAAGGAAUAUAAGCUCAAAAAAGGCGGUGGCUAUCACUUGGAUCUGUUCAUACUGUCCAUAUUGAUGGCAAUAUGCUCUGUGAUGGGAUUACCCUGGUUCGUUGCGGCCACUGUGCUGUCGAUGACUCACGUGAACUCCUUGAAAAUGGAGUCCGAGUGCUCGGCUCCGGGAGAGAAACCCCAGUUCUUAGGCGUACGGGAACAACGAGUCACCCAUAUAUGCAUUUUCACAUUAAUCGGACUCUCAGUCCUCUUCACGCCAGUACUACAACGGAUUCCAAUGCCCGUCCUCUUCGGUGUUUUCUUCUAUAUGGGAACGUCUUCUCUAAAAGGAUCACAAUUCUUCGACCGCAUUCUCAUAAUGUUUAUGCCACAGAAGUAUCAGCCAGACUACAUGUUCCUCAGACACGUGCCCACCAUUAAAGUCCAUGUCUUUACAUUAAUACAAUUGGCGUGUUUUGUGCUCUUAUGGUGUAUAAAGUCAACGAAAUCCACAUCAAUUGCAUUCCCUCUUAUGCUGGUGGUUAUAAUAUUCAUCAGAAAACUGUUGGACCUAUUCUUCACGAGAAAUGAACUCAAACUGUUGGACGACGUGAUGCCGGAACACACGAAACGCAAACGUGAAGAGGAGAAGAUGGUGAAGGCGGAGGAGGAGAUGAUGGGCGGAGGGCUCAUACCGAACGCCAGCUCCGGGAAUGUAGCCAUUCCUUUGGCCAACGGAAACAUAUUGAAGAUUCCGAUGGAGAAGUUCAGCUCAGAUGAUGACAAGCCCUGUGCCAUAAACAUAACGGAACAGUUGGCCAAAAGCGGCGCCUGGAAGUCAAUCGACCAAAGCAUACAAAAGAUGGAUAAAAGCCGUAAUAAUAAGUCAAACAACGGAAAUAAUAAGAAGAGAGGAAAUAAGAAGGACUGCAAGACUGAGGAGGAGCUGAAGAGACUGUCGACUAUGAGGGAAGAGGACGACGAGGAGGACUGCGGGAUAACCAUUCGAGUGGACGCCCCGACACCCGUGCCAUCGACUGUGGCCUCAAAUCAUAAUUCACCAAAAGAUGAACGAAACGAGACUUCUAAAUCAAAUGUCAAACAAACAAACCUCUCAUUAAAAAUCAAGUAAUCCGUGGAUUCAAUGGCUAUAUCCCUAUCCAAGACAUUCACUUCAAUCUAUUCAUCGACUUCUGUCUCAGAAAUCUAUAAUAAGUUAAUUCAAUAGUAAAUUAAAUUAAUUAAAUAGUUAAUACCAAUCAUUUAAUAGUAUAUUAUUAUAAUUAUGUAUUACAGUACAAUAUAAUUAGAAAUACAAUACAAUUGUAUUUAAAUACCGGUAUAUUAUUAUUAUUAGCAGUCU
This is a messenger RNA of Oppiella nova, 3869 nucleotides long. The record is from the annotation of a GenBank genome assembly. NCBI's taxonomy places the organism in Eukaryota, Metazoa, Arthropoda, Arachnida, Sarcoptiformes, Oppiidae.